AUGAAUAAAUUAACGUCAUACAGUGUGAAAGAAAUACAUAAGUGCUUUCGGGAUAAAAUUCUAACCCCAACAAGUUUCGUAGAUUUAUGUUUACAACGAGCGAAACAAACGAAAUGUUUGAACGCUUUUGUGACCCUAACUGAUGAAAUAGCAGAGGAUCAUGCUGUGGAAAGUGAAAAGAGAGUUUAUAUAGAGAAGAAAACUAGACCUCUCGAAGGUAUUACGAUUGCUAUAAAAGAUAACUUCUGUACGAAAAAUAUACCAACAACUUGUGCUUCAAACAUGUUAAGAAACUUCACACCUACGUAUGAUGCGACUGUUUAUUCAAGACUUGUUGACGCGGGUGCGUGUUUGAUUGGAAAGACCAAUUUAGAUGAAUUUGCCAUGGGUGCCGGAACAGUAGAUUCUAUUUUUGGACCCACUCGUAAUCCCUGGCAGUAUGAUAAGGAUUGGAGGAUUUCUGGAGGUAGUUCGGGAGGUAGUGCAGUGGCUGUGGCAUCGGGGACUUGUGUGGCAGCCAUUGGUUCAGACACAGGAGGCUCAACGAGGAAUCCCGCAGCUCUUUGUGGUGUUGUCGGACUAAAACCGACUUAUGGAUUAGUGUCCCGCUACGGCUUAAUACCUCUGGUCAAUUCAAUGGAUGUACCAGGGAUUUUAGCUAGAAAUGUAGAUGAUGUAAGCUUAGUUUUAAACGCAAUAGCAGGACCCGAUGUAUUGGAUUCUACGACUAUAAAGAAAGACUUUAAAUCUUUUGUAGUGAAUGAUAUUGAUCUCUCGAGGAUAAGAAUUGGUAUACCAAAAGAAUAUCGUUGUGAGGGAAUGAGUGAAGAAGUUAUUGAUGUGUGGAAAGAAGUUGCCGAUCUGCUUGAAAAUGAGAAAUGUUCCGUAGAAGCAGUGUCAUUACCUCAUACAUCAGUUUCAAUAGCAGUCUAUUCAAUAUUAAAUCAAUGUGAAGUGGCAAGUAAUAUGGCUAGAUAUGAUGGUUUAGAAUAUGGUCUUAGAACAUCUGAAGAUUACUCAACCGAGGAGCUAUACGCUUCAUCUCGAUCGGAAGGCUUCAAUAAUGUUGUGAGAUCAAGAAUCUUUGCCGGCAACUAUUUUCUACUAACCAGGAACUAUGAAAAGUAUUUCCUAAAAGCUCUUAAAUUACGUAGGCUUAUAUCAGAUGAUUUUAAGAAAGUGUUUAAUGAUGGAAUCGAUAUACUUCUGACACCAUCAACAUUAUCUGAUGCACCUCUUUAUAAAGAUUUUGUAUCUAAGCACAAUAGAGAUCAAUGUGCCCUUCAAGAUUACUGCACACAGCCGGCAAAUAUGGCUGGGAUUCCGGCAUUGUCUUUACCGAUCAGAUUAUCCAAAAAAAAUCUACCUUUGUCAAUUCAAUUAAUGGGUCCGAAUUUGUCGGAAGAACUUUUAUUAAGUGUUGCUAAGAAGAUAGAGAGUUUAGUACAAUUUCCUACAUUGAAAAUGGAUUGA
Danaus chrysippus (African queen) is the source of this 1473-nucleotide messenger RNA. The record is from the annotation of a GenBank genome assembly. Lineage: Eukaryota; Metazoa; Arthropoda; Insecta; Lepidoptera; Nymphalidae.